Molecule: messenger RNA, 844 nt
Organism: Cynara cardunculus var. scolymus (artichoke)
Lineage: Eukaryota; Viridiplantae; Streptophyta; Magnoliopsida; Asterales; Asteraceae
Product: (R)-mandelonitrile lyase-like
Exons: 1
Molecular function (GO): flavin adenine dinucleotide binding; oxidoreductase activity, acting on CH-OH group of donors
Source: RefSeq, a predicted model, not a curated record
AAAAGAAAUGGUGAAGUGAUAUUGAGCGCAGGAGCUAUUGGUAGCCCACAACUUUUGCUUGUAAGUGGAGUCGGGCCGGAAUCAUACUUGUUAUCACAAAAUAUCACCGUCGUUCGUCAUCAUCCUUUUGUUCGACAAUUCAUGGCUGAUAAUCCACGUACCGAGAUUAGUCUUUUGGUGCCUUUUCCGUUGGCUGAUAUUGGAUCCCGAGUGGUCGGGAUCACAAAAGAAGGCCCGUUCAUAGAGACUGUUUCGGGUGUGGCUCCGUUUUAUUCUCCUGCAAGCACCAUAAUUUUCCCCUAUCCAUAUGCGCCACUAAAUUUAAGCAUCAUAACGAUUGUGGCCAAGUUUCUAAGACUUGCAUCAGUUGGAAUUCUCGAUUUAAAAUCUGCAAGCGAUGUUACUGUUACUCCAAAAGUAUCGUUUAAUUACUAUUCGAGCUUAGAAGACCUUCGACAAUGUGCUAAUAUGGUGAAUGUUUUGGAUAGAAUGUUAAGAACACAAGCCAUGGAGACAUACAAGUUUAGUGACCGUGACGGUCGAAAGUAUUUUCAGUUCGUUGGGUUUUCCUUACCUGAAAAUCCAUCAAAUGAGGAAUCCSUGGAGGCAUUUUGUCGUAACACGUUACGAACAUUUUGGCAUUUCCAUGGCGGAUGUUUGGUCAACAAAGUCGUCGAUGGUGAUUUGAAAGUGAUUGGAAUUAACGGCUUACGAGUCCUUGAUGGUUCGGUGUUUUCUGAUUCACCAGGAACAAACCCUCAGGCAACUCUCAUGAUGUUAGGGCGGUAUAUUGGCAUAAAGAUACACAACGCAAGAGGAUAACAAUAUAUACAUUCUUGAACUA